UGACCUUUCUGCAUUGGCAGAUGGAAUGGCUCAAGUAUCUUAAGCCCAAGAAUAAGCGUUUGACCAAAUUGGUCCAAAGGCGGAUACGUAAGAUAAGGGAGAGAAUAACAGCAGCUCCAAGGAUGGAAGCUCCAAUAGAAGAGAGGAGAAAAAGAAUAAUUUUGAAAGAAAUGUUUUGUCAAAGGGAGCUUCAUGAAUGCCUGAGAACAGGAGCUUCACCUAGAGGUAGAUUCAAAUUCCCUACGGACGUGUUAUUUUAUGGUCAUAUCUCUGAUGACGAUGACGAUGAUGAUGAAGAGGAAUCAGAAGUAGAAUCUGAUGAAUGUCAUGGUAAACUUGAAGGUGGAGCGUGAGGAUGCUAGUGAAAGAUGAAGGGUGGCAUAGUAAGAGAGGAUUUAUUAGUGUUGUACAUAUUAUUUCUAGUUCAUGGAAUGUAGAGAACAUCUAAGACCAAAACGGUUGAAUGUGAUAUAGUCGAUUAAACAUCUAGAGUUACUGACUUAGGUUUUCUUGUCUUAGACAUGGGUUGGUCUCCUUGUACUUUGGGCAAAUAUUGACCUCACCAUAAGGGUUGAUUUCCCUAUCACAAUAACGUUGAUUUGGAGAUGAUUUAAUAGAGGAUGGAUCGCUGAAGACAAAGAGCAACUUCAAAGCCAGGGGAAAAUGAUCUUUGCACAU
Molecule: messenger RNA, 678 nt
Organism: Lotus japonicus
Lineage: Eukaryota; Viridiplantae; Streptophyta; Magnoliopsida; Fabales; Fabaceae
Exons: 5
Coding region: 21-353 (110 amino acids)
Source: RefSeq, a predicted model, not a curated record